Messenger RNA from Neurospora tetrasperma FGSC 2508, 660 nucleotides. RefSeq lists its product as uncharacterized. Gene Ontology annotation, biological process: DNA-templated transcription. Bases 1 to 660 code for a protein of 219 amino acids. The record is from RefSeq and is a predicted model, not a curated record. The transcript has a single exon. Gene Ontology annotation, cellular component: nucleus; RNA polymerase III complex. NCBI's taxonomy places the organism in Eukaryota, Fungi, Ascomycota, Sordariomycetes, Sordariales, Sordariaceae.
AUGGCACCUCCCCAACCAACAACCACAAAACCCGACGUAGAAGACGACCCCAUCGUCGCCACCUACAACGUCUUCAUCAAGCCUCCCCUCCCCCAAGACCGCAAGCUCGUCGUCCUCCGCUACGUCACCAAGACCGCCCAAGACCCGUCCUCCAUCAAGCCGCCACGGAUCAACGGCUUCCGCGUGAAGCCCGAAACAGGCAUCUACGAGGUCGACAUCCCUCUCGAGACGAGCGAUGGCUACAACAAGGACAAGGGUAUUGCGUGGGGUGUGGCGCUAGCCAAGUCGAUGGAGUCCAAGAAGGGCGGCAGUCUUGGUCUGGCCGGUGGUUUCAACAUUGGUGGACAAGGAGGAUCGGCACGUGGUGGUCCUGGAGCUGGUGGUGGUGCGGGUGGACGGCGUGGCGGUAAUUCUGGAGGAGGAGGAGACGAUGAUGAGGCGCAAAACCUGAGCUGGCCUGAGGCUGUGGCGCAAGGCAAGGCCGUUAUCGACCAGAAGUUGACGGGUAGUCGUAGUGCAGGCGAGGAUUACGUGAAGCACAUGGUUGGUGUGUUUCAAGGAAGUGAGUCCAGUUUAACUUCCCUCCUCUUCUCCAUUCCCAUUACCAGUUCAUCCUCACUAACACUCCACCUUUUCCUCCAACAGACAACCUCCAUCUGA